CCAUUCUAGUCUUCUCUCCAAAUUCCCAUUGGUAGUACAUUGUGCGCCGAACCGUCAAUGUCGAGUCCCGCCACGUCAGAAACAAGAUGGAGAACGCCCGGGCUAAGUUGACCGUGGGGAAUCGGAUCUUCGACGAGAUUGGCGUGGGCAACUUCGUGGUACAGCGAAGGCUAGAUCGGUUUCCAUCCGCAGAGCCUCAGAAUCCUCCUCCUCGUUUAGCGCGCUGGCGAUCGAACCUUUCGGCCCUAUCACAGCAAUACAAUCUUUACUUCGCAGCCUCCACAGACAAGAUACACAUCACCGUUCCUCGAGACCUCAGACAAACCCUUCCCGGAAGGCCCGAUCUUACACUAGACCUCCCCCGAACACCGGCAGGAAUCAAGCUCGGUGGCUACAUCGACGAGGCAAUACCACAUUGUAUCAAUCAUAUCAAAGUUGGGAAUCUUGGUUCACUCGAAGUUCUCUUGAUUGCGUGCGAUGAUGGAGACGUGUUGGCUUAUUAUACACAUCUCUUCCCAGAAGAAAUCUGUCGCCAAAGCCCACAGGUUCAAGCAUCGAUCAGUAGUGUUGAGCCGUUCUUCCAUGAGAAUGUUGGGAGCAGUGCAUGGGGCCUUGCGUUACACGAACAAUCACGCCUGAUAGCAGUCAGCUGUAACCUUCGAGCAGUCACGAUUUUUGCUCAUGGAUACACUGUUUUUCCAGAUGCUGGAGAUGAGGAGUCAUCGAUGUUCCAUGAGGGUAGGAUCCGCUGCAUAGAAGUGCAGGCUUGUAUUAGUUCGGGAGACAAGAAGUUCACGCAACUCGUCGGUGGUGAUAUCGCUGGGCAUCGUCAUUACAACUAUCAAAUGACGUUAGCAUUAGGCGAGCAAGGCCACAACAUCCCUUCCGUGGACUUCGCCAGCGGCCCAGGUGGAAAUGCCAGUCACGUUCUUGCAUCGGAUAUUAAUGGAAAUUUGUGGAUUUUCGACCUGGCAACUGGAGAAAAGCAAUGCAAGCCUCGAGUGCACACUUCUCUGGACAGGGAAAACGUGAUGGGCUGGGGAGUCCUAUGCCUACCACUACAAUAUUUCAAAGUAGCCAAAAUUCCUCAGGAAGCACUUGGCCUGCCUUAUCUUCACAGUUGCUUCAAAACAACACCACUCAGGGAUCCACAAUGCUUCAACAUCACAUGCACUCUACAAGAUGUAAGAGAGCAUUCUCAAUGGCAUCCGAUCUUCGGCUAUGGAAUUGCUGGCGCAUCCACAACCCCCGAGGACGACCGCCAUCUCCGCCAUCUCGACAUGCCAUGGCUAAAACUCGACGAUCCAGAAAAGUAUAUAGAACCCGAUGUGCUUCCGGAAGUGGUAUCGGACUUGGCAACGAAAGUCAGACAUGCGCCCGCCAAUAUAGUCAGUGUACCCGCCGAGAUUAGUACAUUGCAAUUCCUUCUAAGCCUCCCACCUGCGAAACGACCAUAUUCGUGGCAGGAGAUCAAGCAACAAGAAGCGGGGUCCUAUGGGGAUAUCCCUUCUGAUAACAGCAGUCUUGGGAACGCCUCCACGCAAGCACAGGCAGACUCGGACGAAAUCGAGAUCCAGUUGCCAGCGGGGCAUGCAAUUCUUCGUACCUACAACCAAGAUAUCGAACUCCUUACGCCGGAUUAUCCCAACACACUUCGUACAUUCUUCCGGGGGAUCGUCCGGCAACAACUGGGAAAUUUGCGAGACCAGCUCCGGCACUUUGACCGCCUGAACAUGCUUGCUGUCAUACCUGAACUGUCUCUCGUCGUUGCAGCAUCCCAAAUCGGUCGAGCGGCUCUCAUCACAUUAACGAGAUUGGGAGAUGAAUUCCCCAGUGCCGGGCCGGUAGUUAUGUUCCGUCUGGACUUGAUCCUGCCGUUGAAGAUGCAUGAGGAUAAACACAGACCACAUGUUCCGCUUGCGGGAAUGGCAGUUGCGCCAUUGCAGGGGAGUGAGAGAGUGAGGAAGGAAGGGUGGGUAGACAAACGGUGGAGGUUGAUUCUGCAUUACGUUGAUCAGACGAUAUUGAGCUAUGAGCUCUUUAGGAAUGAAGGAGAGGAGUUGAUUGUUCUCUAGGACUUGGGAACAUUGAUUAAGCAUAGCGAGGGCGUUGGAUACCAGAUUGUUUUUCGAGCAACAAGCAUCAUGACUCAGGAUGAGUUCAGCACAUCAUAAUGUACGAGAAACAACGAGCACAAUCCACCCCAACUUACCUUGCUGAAUGCCUGAUCC
Molecule: messenger RNA, 2231 nt
Organism: Hyaloscypha bicolor E
Lineage: Eukaryota; Fungi; Ascomycota; Leotiomycetes; Helotiales; Hyaloscyphaceae
Exons: 8
Coding region: 87-2075 (662 amino acids)
Source: RefSeq, a predicted model, not a curated record